This is a messenger RNA of Daldinia loculata, 980 nucleotides long. RefSeq lists its product as uncharacterized. Bases 158 to 655 code for a protein of 165 amino acids. The transcript has a single exon. Lineage: Eukaryota; Fungi; Ascomycota; Sordariomycetes; Xylariales; Hypoxylaceae. The record is from RefSeq and is a predicted model, not a curated record.
AGCAGUACGAAGAAAAAAAGAAUGUAUCUGGGUAUUCUAUUCUAUCCGAGAGGCGAGAGAAUAGAGGAGCCACCCGGAACUCCCCUACAAGGAUGAUGGCAAAAAAAUAGACCAUGAUUGGACAGCCCUGCCGCCCUUGGACCCUGGACCACAAGUUAUGAUGACAUGUUUUGCCAAUUCUCAUCAGCUCAUACGUCACUGUCCAACCGGGCCACCUUCACGAUUAUUCUCUUCUUCAUCCACGGCCUUCGUGACCAAGGGGGAAAUCGGUACUCAUUUCUUCGUGUUCAUCUACUCUUUUCAGGCAAUCUCCUGUCUAUCGAAUGUAACUCCAAGAAUUCCUUAUAAUAGAUUUCUCAACGGUCGUGAUCGUUGUUUUGUACAUUGUACAACAAAUAAUCCUAGCCUAGCCGAGGGGAAUUAUUAUUAUUCAUUCGCCGUUCGUGAUGAUAGUAGCAGUUCCCCAAGGCACAAAUCAAUAAACCAGAUCAAAAUAUUAAUUUAUCAUCUCACUGUACGCCGUAGAAAUGGUUACUCUCCUACUUCAACGUCGGACAAAACAUACCCAUAUGCUGUACUCUUCGUGUUAGCAGUUUUAAAUAUCUUGGUUACACCAGCAAACACAUUUUCGAAGACUUGGGCUUUGCAAACUUGAACUAGUAGUAUUGACGAGCUUAACAAGCUUAACGAGUAGCCUGAAACCAAGACGAGCUUGGCCCUGAGAGACCCCAUGUUUUCCUAUAACACUAGCUCGAGUCUAGCCAACCGAACCGUCGCCAGCGAAUCCUACUUUCACUCUAACGUCCCUUACUUAGGUAUUCUUCACUAAUUCUUUCCCCCACCAGCACGUAAAUUCGAUACACAUCAUCUCAUUUCACCCGCUUUUCUCGCCCACUCGAAAUAUCACAACGUUACCUUCAUACGGAACAGUCCUCAAACCAAGGGGACUCUGGUCCCGCUUCUCUAUCAUACACGCACUA